CUUCGGAGGAAGAUGAUCCUCUCCAUGACUCCAUCGCACCACCCACCCGCCUCCUUUCUUCUUUCCAUCGUCCGCUGGGCGGAACUUGUGUGUCUGUAUGUACACAUCGAGCAGCCCGAUGCCUCUAAAGAAUACGCAGAUGUUCAUUCCCAGCUCCAACUCAACCGGUCUGCGCUUUUUCUCAGCCUCUCUGUUGGGCACACAUACAUUGCACCGUGCCUGAGUCACCGCAGAUGCGCUGUUGACUGUCCCACAGUCUAUACCCUAAACUAGGUAAUAUCUCUAGAAGAGUAAGGGGGUCAAUGACAGCCUCGUCAACGCUGAACCCACGGGCCCCUAUCUCUGGUGCUGUGCCUUCUUAAUGCUUUAGCGCCAGUGCAUGAUACUCCCUCGUCUGCAAGUGCCCAAAGCGGCCUCAGUGUUGCUAUUGAUCGCCUAGAUGUUCCUGAUCCCCUGCCUGUUUUUCGCGCUUUUUUUUUAAU
Gamsiella multidivaricata is the source of this 482-nucleotide messenger RNA. RefSeq lists its product as uncharacterized. The transcript has a single exon. NCBI's taxonomy places the organism in Eukaryota, Fungi, Mortierellomycota, Mortierellomycetes, Mortierellales, Mortierellaceae. The coding region runs from base 13 to 273 and encodes 86 amino acids. The record is from RefSeq and is a predicted model, not a curated record.